AUGAGCGACUCGCGCCGCGGCCGGCGGCCCAACAGCCACCAGAUGUGGGACGACACGGACCGCGACAGACAGCCCCGCGACCGCGACCGCGACCGCGACAAUCGAGACCGCAGAGGAUACCGCUCCAGAUCACGCGAUCGCUCGCCAGACAGACGGUACAGAGACCGCGACGCGCCAUCAGACAGAGGCCGUGACGGCGGUCGAGGCCGCGGAGGCGGCAGGGGUCGGGGCCGUGACCGGGAGCCACGCGGCCGCUACGACGACAGGGACCGCCGCGACCGCGACCGCGACCGCGACCGACGGGACGACUACCACGACAGAGACAGCCGACGGCGCUCCGCCUCGCCCCGAAGCGCCAGCCCCGCGCCCGCAGCCAACCUCCCCACGCGCUCCCGCCCGCGCGACUCCCCCAAGCCCGACCCCCGGCGCCGCAGCCGAUCCCCUCGCGCACGCCACGCCGGCAACCGAUCCCCGCGACGCCGCAGCGACAAGGACGACGCCAUGGACGUGGAAGAUAGAGAGGAGCGCGCGGACGACGGCGAGGUGGACGCGGAGGAGGAGCUGGACCCCGACGCCGCCGCCAUGCAGGCCAUGCUGGGCUUCGGCGGCUUCGGCACCACCAAGGGCAAGAAGAUUGCGGGCAACGACGUGGGUGGCGUGCGCAAGGAGAAGAAGUCGGAGUACAGGCAGUACAUGAACCGCCAGGGGGGCUUCAACCGCCCGCUCAGCCCCUCGCGGUGA
Messenger RNA from Purpureocillium lilacinum, 741 nucleotides. RefSeq lists its product as uncharacterized. Gene Ontology annotation, biological process: RNA splicing. Gene Ontology annotation, cellular component: precatalytic spliceosome. The record is from RefSeq and is a predicted model, not a curated record. NCBI's taxonomy places the organism in Eukaryota, Fungi, Ascomycota, Sordariomycetes, Hypocreales, Ophiocordycipitaceae.